AUGGGCGACGCUCAGUCUGCGCACCGCGACGCUGAAGCGGCAGAGGAGCGGAGCGGGGACGCGCGGGACGAUGAGCAGGAAACUGGAGACAAGCCUCUCAUAAACAACGGACAGGUCUCUGAGAUCAGUGGGAAAGCAGAAAGCUCGAUAGCCGAAGUGAAUGGUCUCUGUGAGGAGCAGAUUCCUGCAGAGGAUUUCCUUUCACCAGAGAAGGAUGAUUCAGAAACAGAAAAGCCACUCGAAGAAGAAACACCUUUAGAAAAUGUUGAAAUAAGUGAAAAGGAAUCGCCUAAUGAAGCUGAUGCUGAUGAAGACGUACCUAUGGAAAUAAUUGAAAUGGAUGCAAAGCAGAAUGACAUAAAUGAAAGUUUCAGGAGAUUUUUCAGCAACAUUGGUUUGAAGUUGACGGUAAAGAGUGGCUCAGGUGACGUAGCAUCAGAUGACACCGACAAGGAAGACCCACACAGACCAGAAGACAUUGAAGAUACAACAAAGGAAACCACAAGUGAGAAUCCUGAAGAAAAUACUGAUCUGAACAUGGCUCAGGAGACGUAUGACAAUGACUCAACAACAUGUCCUACCCUGACUGACGUUACACCGGAGGACGCUCCACAAAAUGCGGAGGAGAAAACAACAGAAACCAAAGAGGAAGUUGAGUCUGAUUAUGUAGAUGCAGAAAUGCCAGUAGAAGAAGAUACACAGCAGGAUGCCACACCUGAAGAAGAACCAGAAUCUCCUUCUGGUCCCGAAGAGGCGGAGGUCGUGUCUCCAAUUAAAAGAUUUUUCACUACUGGAAUCUUUUCUGGACUACGAAAGAAAAAGAAGCUUCCAGAAGAGGAGACAGCUGACAAAGAACUGGAGGACCUGGGGAAAAAGGAGGUUGUAGAGACGGCAGAACAAACUGAACAAGACCAAAAACAGGAUAAAGAGGACAUCCGUGAUGAUGUUGAAGCAGCUGCAGUUGAGACAGAACAUAAAGAACUGAAAGGGGAUAAGAUGCCUGCAGCUCAGAUCCCGGAUCCUCUGACCAUCAUCGUCACUGAGCCUGAAAUCCUGAGUUCUCAAGAGAAGGAAAAAGUUCAAGCAAGUCCUCUGAAAAGGCUGUUUUCAGGUUCUAGUUUAAAUAAACUACCCAGAAAGCAAAGGAGCAGGAGAUCAAGUGAUGCAAGGAUGUCUGACUCUGGAGAACAUGUUUCUGAUAAAGUCAUAUUAUCGACUGAGUCAGUUGAGAAUCAGAAAGGAGAAGUUCGUGCACAGUCCUCUGCAGAAGAGGAGGAAGGUGCAUGGGCUUCCUUCAAAAAACUGAUGACUCCCAAAAAGCUCAGGAAGAGACCGUCAAUUAGUAAUGAAGAGACUAAAAUCAAAUGUUUAGUCGAAGAAUCAAAGCCAGUUGAAGGAGGGCAAAUAUCAGAUCACAGCACAGAAGAAGGCAACAAACGAAAAGACUCUUCUGUUUCAUGGGAAUCUGUUUUGUGUGGAUCUGGAAGGAGAAGAAGCCGUAAAACAUCCGACUCUGAGGAGGAGACACCUCAAAAUAAUAACGAUAAAAACAAGCAAGACACUGGAUCUAAAGGUGGUGCAGAGUCAGGGCUCGAAAGCUCUCAUGAGGUUGAUGAAAGUGUAAGUCCUUCAGAGGGGGAUGCAGGGUCCACAUGGAAAUCGUUGAAAAGACUUGUCACCCCGAAAAGGAAAGCAAAGGAUGAAGAUGAGAGCAAAGACGGAGUACAAUCUGAUAGUGAAUCUACUCAAGAUGAGUCCUCCUUCUCAAUAAAGAAACUUCUACCUGGCAGAAAGAAGAGAAAAUCUACCGAAAAGCAUGACCAAGUAUCUUCAGACGAGGCGGAUAAGGACGUUGCUUCAGAAGAUGAAGACUCGGAAACACCAGCUAUUGUUCCUUUGUCUGAGUUUGAUAUAGUUGAGACAGCGGUUCAAAUACAAACACAGGUAGACAUAGAGAGGCGUAUUCCCAAGGAAGCAGACCAUGAAGUCCAGCGAGACCUCCUUGAUCAGAAGGCCGAGCCAGUCCUACAGGGGGUCUGUCUGCAAGCUGAAGCAAACAAAGUCCAAGACAAGGAAGAUGCUUUAGAGAGCAAGGCGCUUACAAAUCCUGCUACAAAUGAAGAAUCUGAUGAUACAGAAUCACUCAGUAAACCACAGCUCAGUGACAUCCCAGAGGAGGCCACCCCAGCUUCUGUCACCGAGGACGCAGCUAGAGAUGACACUAUCGCAGAGGACCUGAUAGAGAUCACAUCCGAGGCCAUUACUGCGCCAGAGCCUUUGGACAUCACCCAGGAGGAUGAAACUGAAAUGAUCUCUGCAGUUUCCCAGUUAUCUUCAGAGUCUUCGAAAACAUCUGGCAACACGACACCAGUUCCAGCCGAAUAUGUCGUGAAGGAAACAGAUGCACUUCUGUAUCAGGUUGUUGAAACCAUUUCGAUUAGCCCAAAGCAAGUUCCAGUUUGUUCAGAUGAUGUGAGAUCUAAUAGAGUGGUUGUUUCCGUCUCGCAUCAAAUAAUGGACACAAUUGUAAAGAAAGGGCAGACAGUUCUUGAAACACACAAAGGAUUAGAUGCAACUGACAGUAACCCAGAUCUAGAUGUUGAAGAACUGGAAGCAGUUGACAGACUUACAGCUAGCGCCCAAACAGAGAGCAUCUCUGAAGUCAAUGACUCUGUUUCCACAGAGAUCGUAUCUGAAGUUCAUACAGAGGAGUUUGACACUGCUGAUAUUGCUUUGGAUGAUGUACAUGAGGUUGAUGUUACACAUCCGGAACACAGCCUUAAAGAACUAGAAAGUAUUGAUGAGAUCUCUCAGCUGGGGGAAUGCCUAUCAGCUGCUUCUACAGAUAUACUCCCUCCAGGUGAAGAAAGGGUCCUGGAGGAAGGAUCUCUAGUUGAGGCACAUCUAACUGGAACAGAAGCUGAGGAAACCAGGGAUGAGGCUAUGGAGCAGGAAGUCCAAUCUCUGACAGAAAAGGAAGAUCUUAUUCACAAUGUCACAGAUCAAAUUCAGGUUGAGGAUAAAGAUGAACCACCAGCUGAGGCCAAGGAGAAGCAGGAGUUGGAUCCAGAGGAGGGUAGUGUUCAAUCCCCUCAAAAGGAUAUUAUAUCAGAAGACAUACCAGCAGCGGAAACACAUGAACACAAAGAGGAAACAUUGCCCCUUACUGAGGUCAACGUUGAGCCAGAGAAGGAAGAUGAACGAGAAACAGAUGUUGAAGAACAGGAAGCAUCAGAAGCUCUGCAAACCUCCACAUUGGUUUCAGAGGAGGGCAGUGAUCAAUCACCAACAGAGGAAGUAAGAUCAGAGGACUUUCCUGAAGCGGAACCUGUUACAGAUCAACUCAAACAGACAGAAGAGUGCCUCGCUGAAGUCAGUGUUGAGCCAGAAGAACCAAAAGAGGAUUUAUUACCUCUAACUGAAGGCAAUCUUGAGCAAGUUGAGGCUUCCAGAACAGUUGAAGAAGUAUUAGAAGCUGAAAAAGCAUCUGCAUCAGCUUCAGAGCCAGUGGAGGCUUCCAAAACUGGAGAUAUUCAAGAACCAGAAGAAGUGCAAGCUGUAAAAGAAGCAACAUCUGAUUCAGAUAUGGGUAGCAUUCCAUCAAUUGAAAAAGAGGUAGUAUCUGAGGAUGUUCGUGAACAAAAAACAAUAUCAGAUGAACCCAAAGAGGAAACAAAACCUUGCACUGAAGCCGAUAGUGAGGAUACUUCCAAAACAGUUGGACAACAAGAAAUAUUAGAAGCUGUCGAAACACCUGCAUCAGAUUCAGAGGUGGGUAGUCCUCAAUCGUUUGUAAAGGAGGUUAUCUCAGAAGAUAUUCCAGUAGUGGAAACAGAUAAAGAUGAACCCAAACAGGACGAUGAAGUUGAGCCGGAAGAAAGACUACCAGAGGAAGCUGCCAAAACUGAACAUGUCCAAGAACCAGAAGAUAUAGUGACUGAAACAAAAGCUGAUGAAGGAACAUCAAUGGAUGUUCAGGAGGUCCUGGAAGAUAUUGAGGGAGGUAAUGCUAAGGAGGAGAUAUUAAUAGCAGAUGUUCCCAAACCAGACGUUGACCAUGUCAUUGCUUCAGUUACAAAUGGGAUUGAAAAUGAAGUUGUGGCCCAACUGGAUACUUCUUUAGAGACGGCAGAGGAUCAGAGAUCAGAAAGUAUCCCACAGGAUGUCGUGGUUGAGCCGGAAAACUGUGUACUUGAAGUUGUAGACGAGUUACAAACAUUGACAGCAGUUUCUGUAUCCCUUGUUAUUGAGGAAACAAGUGUUCAGGUCCUGGAAAAGACCGUAUUUACCGAACAACCCCCAGCGCUGUGUGAAGACACCGCUAAAGUUACCAAUGAGCCAAACCAUGAAGUGCAGCUCGGUGCAGUGCAAGCCACUGUUGAGACAGAAAAAGAAAGUGAACUUCCAGGCACUGAGACAACAAAUGCAUUUGAGCAUGCAGUCGUGGCACAAGUAGUCGUAUGCAAAGAUGCCUCAGUUGCAAUACCUGAUGUGUUGGUACAGGAAACCUCAGCUAUCCCUGAACCCUCGAUCAGUAAGGUGGCAAGUGAGCAAGAGUUCAAGGAUGAGAUAGAGACUUCCACACCGUUACUGAAAGAUGAAGCAGAUGAGAAAGUAGAGGGAGGCAGCGUGGUGGUAAUGAUGCAUGUGCCAUCUGUCGAGUCUGAGGACAAUCACAGAAUUCAAGUACAGGUGGUGGACGUUGAUGUAAAAUCAGCCGAGACAAUUCGGGACUCAGUGCUAGAGGUAGGGGUCACAGAAGACGAGGAAGUCAUCGAUGUUUGUCAUGAAACAGUCACAAAGGUAGAGGACCUCUCAGCAACUCCAGAGAUUGAAGAGGAACUAACUAACGAGGAACUCAAGGUGACCAUUGAAGAAGUUGUUCCACACGUAAAGGAAAACUUACCAGAACCUGAAUCAGUGGUGGAACAAGAAGGCGUGAAUCAGCCAGAAGCUGUCAAAGAAGUGGUUCAAGGUGAAGUUGAGGCCCCAAAAGCAAUGGAGGAUAAUAGUGAAACAUUUAGAGAAAGACAAGAAGAAGCACCUACUGUUGUCAGUGAUGUCUCUGCACCUGAACAAGUAUCCAAGGAUCUUGUUCCAAAUCAACCAGAGAGUUCAGAUACCGCCAUCAUCGAAGAGAAACAGGAUUUGGAGGAAACUAAAGUUGAACAGGAAAGAUGCAAAGCAGGGGUUGUAGUAGAAGAGGUCAAAUUGGAUCAAAUAAUUCAUGAGGAAGCUCAAAUGAUCCAGAGUCCGUUUGUAACACAUGGUAACGCUGGAAUAGCUACCCCACAAAACACUGGGAUCAUCUCGUCAACAAGUAACGUCAUCGAAUCCCCUUCAAGUGUUUCCAUUGAAUUCAAACUCAACAUACAGUACAGACGAGCGAGUUCACAAACUCCAGACGUGUCGGAGGUCAGAGUUCAGGCAGUGGAGGAACCUGUGAAUCAAAUACAAAGAGAUGAGAGCGAGAUACAGAUAAAAGAGAGUGCUGUUCAGGCAACAGAAAUCACAGAACCAGCGGGAGCCUCAGAUCCAACAGAAAGAGCCGUCAUCACGACUCCUCCUGUCCUCCUGGAUAUCCACAUCCAAGCAAUGGAAACUGUAGAAGCGCUGGAAGAAAUCAAACCAACGGAGAGAGGGAGCUCUAGUGUCCGGGUGGCAGAAACCAUGCAACCUGUGAAGCAAACCGAGCAAAGAGGAGUGUCUCAAAGUCAGCCGGUUAUCUCUGUAGCUGGUGCCCAACAAGUGGAGGAGCCAGUCAAAGCACAGGAGGAGGAACAUGAGCAGGAUGUGUGGAUGGAUGCGGAGGAAGACAUUCAGGAGGAAACAGAGGAGACGAGGAAGAGGAGAAGGCAGGACUUGAGUUAG
This is a messenger RNA of Trematomus bernacchii (emerald rockcod), 5871 nucleotides long. Its product is annotated as A-kinase anchor protein 12-like. The transcript has 5 exons. NCBI's taxonomy places the organism in Eukaryota, Metazoa, Chordata, Actinopteri, Perciformes, Nototheniidae. Gene Ontology annotation, cellular component: cytoplasm. Gene Ontology annotation, molecular function: protein kinase A binding; calmodulin binding. Gene Ontology annotation, biological process: regulation of protein kinase C signaling; signal transduction. The coding region runs from base 1 to 5871 and encodes 1956 amino acids. The record is from RefSeq and is a predicted model, not a curated record.